CGGGACCGGAAAGGGUUGUUGGUCUGCGCAGGCGCUAAGAUGGCGGCUGCACGGUGUUACCUUCGCUUGGUGUCGGUGACCUGGAACCCAUUGGCUGGAGUCCGGCCUGGCACCGUGCGGAUACUCGCCACUCGGGGUCUCCGUACUGCCUUUUGUGUGGGCCCUGGAUUGCUAUCGGCUGGAGGUCUGGGUCUCAGGUUCGGCCUGGAACUAAGGUUGCGGCUCUCCGGCUGUUCACCAAAUUCUCUAGGUGUUGCUGCAUUUCAUACAGCUUCUCCUUUAGCCAAAACUGAUUAUUAUGAGGUGUUGGGGAUCCCUCGCAACUCAACGCAAAGAGAGAUAAAGAAGGCUUAUUAUCAGCUUGCAAAGAAAUACCACCCAGAUACAAACAAAGAUGAUCCAAAGGCAAAGGAGAAAUUUUCCCAAGUGGCAGAAGCAUAUGAGGUUCUGAGUGAUGAAGUGAAGAGGAAACAGUAUGACUCUUAUGGGAGAGUUGGGUUUGAUGCAGGAGGGUCAAGGAGUCAGGAAUACUGGCAGUCAGGGCCUUCAGUGGAUCCAGAGGAGCUUUUCAGACGCAUCUUUGGGGAGUUUACUGGCUCUGGAUUCAGAGAUUUUAACACUGUCUUUGACCAGCACCAGGAGUAUAUCAUGGAACUGACCUUUACACAGGCUGCAAAAGGUGUCAACAAGGAGAUUACGGUGAAUUUAGAGGACACAUGCCAGAGGUGUGAUGGUAAGGGAAAUGAACCAGGAACCAAAGUCCAGCACUGCCAUUAUUGCAACGGAAGUGGCAUGGAAACUUUGAACACUGGUCCGUUCAUGAUGCGCUCUACAUGUCGGCGAUGUGGUGGGCGGGGAUCUGUUAUGACGACACCCUGUAUCGUGUGCCGAGGAAGUGGGCAGAGUAAACAGAAGAGGACAGUGAUGGUACCAGUUCCGGCUGGCGUGGAGGAUGGACAGACUGUAAGGAUGCCAGUGGGACGCAAGGAGAUCUUCAUUACCUUCAGGGUCCAAAGGAGCUCAACUUUUCGAAGGGAGGGAGCUGACAUUCAUUCUGACCUGUAUAUAUCCAUAGCCCAGGCAGUUCUGGGAGGUACUGCACGGGCUGCAGGACUGCAUGAAACCAUCAAUAUCACGAUUCCAGCUGGGGUUCAGGUUGAUCAGAGGAUUCGACUUGCCGGUAAAGGUAUCCCAAAAGUCAACAGUUACGGAUAUGGAGAUCACUAUAUCCACAUAAAGGUGAAAAUCCCAAAGAGGUUGACGGCCAGACAGAGUUCCCUGAUGCUGGCUUACGCAGAGGAGGAGAACGACGUGGAGGGCACAGUGAAUGGAGUAGUUAAUACCACUGCAGGAAAGCGCUCGAGUGGAAACUGAGCCCAGCCUGGGUACCAAGAUCGUGGGCUGGUGUGCUGCUGUGAAAGAUGGAUGUUUUACGCCGUCACCGCCAGAGUAGCAAGAGCUGUUGAAGGAAUUCCUUUUCCUUGAAACGAAACAGCAAGAACCAGAGACAAACUCAUUUUCCAAUAAGAAAGCCUUUACAUUUUAUUUUGUAGUUCUGAUUAAUUCUGUACAGUGUCAAUGGCCAUGUAAAUAUAGUGACUGAUACAAUAUUUAAUUACAGCUGUUACAAUGUGA
Messenger RNA from Rhincodon typus (whale shark), 1635 nucleotides. Its product is annotated as dnaJ homolog subfamily A member 3, mitochondrial. Bases 40 to 1374 code for a protein of 444 amino acids. Gene Ontology annotation, cellular component: mitochondrion. The transcript has 11 exons. Gene Ontology annotation, molecular function: heat shock protein binding; ATP binding; protein kinase binding. The record is from RefSeq and is a predicted model, not a curated record. Gene Ontology annotation, biological process: protein folding; negative regulation of apoptotic process; response to heat. Lineage: Eukaryota; Metazoa; Chordata; Chondrichthyes; Orectolobiformes; Rhincodontidae.